Toxotes jaculatrix (banded archerfish) is the source of this 3195-nucleotide messenger RNA. RefSeq names its product zinc finger protein 250-like. Gene Ontology annotation, cellular component: nucleus. The transcript has 11 exons. Gene Ontology annotation, biological process: regulation of transcription by RNA polymerase II. Bases 380 to 2947 code for a protein of 855 amino acids. Lineage: Eukaryota; Metazoa; Chordata; Actinopteri; Toxotidae. Gene Ontology annotation, molecular function: DNA-binding transcription activator activity, RNA polymerase II-specific; RNA polymerase II cis-regulatory region sequence-specific DNA binding. The record is from RefSeq and is a predicted model, not a curated record.
AAAUACGAUUAUAGAUUAUUUGUGAUUAAACAUUAUUUGUUAGUAAUUAUUUAUUUAUUAUUUGUUUAUGUUUUUAUUCAUAUAUUUAUUUGGAAAUGCAACUUGCAACUUCAUGGUACAUAGGAGCCUUGAUUUUAUAACUCUUAUGAUGUGAACCAGUUAACGCCAUUCUGAUUGGCUGAGGCAGAACGUCGUCAUAAGCCAACCAGUAAACGGCACCCUGAUUGGCCGAGGCAACACGCCAAGCUUUUGGCGCGAUUCUUCAAAUUCCAUCAACCUUCUCUCAGUCUGGUUUGAUCUCCGUGGAAGCAAGUGGCCGCUCGGCUCCGUUCAGCGUACAUCAAGAAUCACCGUUUUCUACUAAGUUGAAAUUGGAUUAAUGAAAUUUGAUGACAGAGGACAGAGGAUGAAGCAAAGGACUGCAGAGAAGUGGAGGUGGAGGAGACACAGCAGUCACUCAGGACUGAUUAUCCAUUGUGGAGAAUCCCUGAUCCCAGACCUGGACAGCCAUGAUGUGGUGGUUGUAAGUGAGGAGGAGGAGCAGCAGCAGCCACCAGAUGUGGGGGACACUGGGAGUCUGGGCCUCCUGUGGUACGAUGAUGAUGAAGGUGAAGGUGAAGAGGAGCAGCCGUCGAUGGAACCAGCAACGAGCUCCACACAGAAACAAGAAGAUCUGCAGGACCCCGAUUAUCAAAUACCAUCAAGGUCAUUAUCACCCAGAGUUCGGUCUGACAGGAAGAAGCCUGGCAGGCCUCGCGUCAGUGACGUGCACAGCCAUCUCCAUCUCAGAAUCCGCAUCCUGGAGGACUCACAGACGGACGUGCUCUCCAAAACAGUGUUUAAGAAAUGUCCGGUGCAGGAGCUGCAGUGUCCUCGUGGUCUACAGGAGACAGACUUCCUGGACCUGCUGAGGUCCACCUUCCCUCAGCUGGCUGCUGACCAGCCUUUCGACUUCUUCACAUCUGACAGAACCAGGAGGCUACAGCCUCUGAGAGUGAAGAGUCUGACCCCGGAGGAGAUCAGCAGGAUCAUCAGGUCCACCGGGGCAGGAAACUCCACCCUCUACAUCCGACUGAAGACAGGACAGGAUCCGCAGACCAGCAGCGAAGACCUGCAUCAGGACGAUGCCACCAAAGAUUCUCCGUCCAGCUCUGCCACGAUGACAGCUGAUGCUGAAAUGUCUGCGAGCUCGUCGUCUCCUGGAGAUCAGUCUGAGAGGAGGAGGCGUGGCAGACCUCGGCUCGGCGAAGAGCCCACUCACCACUGUCUGAGGAUCUGCAUGCUGGAAGAUUCCCAGUCAGACGUUCUGUCAAAAGAUGUGUUGAUGAAAUCCUCAGUGCAGCACCUGAAGUGUCCCCGUGGUCUGCAGGAGACAGACUUCCUGGACCUGCUGAGGUCCGCCUUCCCUCAGCUGGCCGGAGACGACAGACCUUUUCACGUGUUCAAGUCGGACCGGAGCCGGAGACUCCAGAGGCUCCGAGUAAAGACUCUGACCCCGGAGGAGAUCUACAGGAGCAUGAAGUCCACCGGGGUGGAGAAGACUCUGCUCUACAUCAGACUGAAGACGGGUGAAGAAGAAGAAGAGGAGGAGGAGGAGGAGCUUCACCUUUUACCACGAAACGUCGACGAUGCCGAUGAUUCUCUGCCCACUGUCGCCGUGGUGACGAGAAGCGACGAAGCCGAGCUCAGUUCAAGCAGCUGUGCUCAACACGCAGGCGACCGAGCGGACGCUCGACCCAGCAGCUCAGCGUCACAGCAGAACACGGAACCUGAUGAUGAAGAUGCUGCUGUAAACAAAGAGCCCAGAGAUGAGACGUUUCACAGAGACGACAACCGGAAACCGGAUCCUGACCUGCAGGCGUCAAAGGCGACGAGGAGACGAGGACCCAGAGCGUGUGCAGAGGAGAGGAGUAAAACGCCCUGUAAAGUGUGUGGAGUUUGGUACAGAGUGCUGGGCAGCCUCAUCAAACACGCCUGGAGUCAUGUGGACGAGGCGCAGUGCGUGUGCGGAGUGUGCGGGGAGCGUUUCGAAUCUGUGGACGAGUUAAGGAGACAUCUGAGUGACCACCAAAAAACUCACGACUGCUUGUUCUGUGGAAAGUCUUUCUCCACCAUCACCGGCCUCAACCGCCACACCACUCUGCACACAGGAAACCGGCCGUUUAAAUGUGACGUCUGCAACAAAACCUUCGCUCACAUGUCCAGCCUGAGCGUCCACCGCUGGGUGCACGUGGCCGACAAACCACACAAGUGUGAUAUUUGCCCAAAAGCGUUUGGACUGAAGGCGCAGCUCAGAGCUCACAGCAAGGUGCACACAGGUCGGGACAAGUACCACUGCAACAUCUGCGGCAAGGCCGUCUACGACCUCCGCUCUCUAACCCGCCACAAGGCCACUCACUCGGGGGAGAGACGUUACGGCUGUGAGGUCUGUGGGAAGCGUUUCAAAAUCCCCAGCACGUUAAAGUCCCACGAGAAGAUCCACACGGUCAGAGAGCGGCCGUACCUGUGCCACAUCUGCUGCAAGACCUUCCUGUCCAACUGCGGUUUAACAGCUCACAUGAAGACGCACAGCAGCGAGAGGCCGUUCAUCUGCAUCAUCUGCAGCAAAGGCUUCAUCUCCAACGGCGAGCUGAAGGCGCACAUGCGUGUCCACACCGGCGAGGCGCCGUACGGCUGCUCCGAGUGCGGCCGCUUCUUUAAACGCAAGACUCACCUGAACAACCACAUCAGGACACAUUUAGGCAUCAAGCUGUUUGUCUGCGGAGUGUGUGGGAAAGCCUGUUCCCGCCAAGAACACCUCAACGUCCACAUGAGGACGCACAACGGAGAGAGGCCAUACCAGUGCUCCCUCUGCGACAAAGCCUUCACUCAGAGUCACUGUCUGAAAACACACAUGAAGAGUCACCAGGAAGAAGAAAAGCCGUUUCUGAGUCCGUCCUCGUCCUGAACCGCCCUGUCUCCGAAGGACGACUCUGGGUCUCAGAGCCUCAGACCUGUCCUCCUCGUUGCUUUGAUCACGCAGCUGCUUUAAAUCAUCAUUUUCCUGUUUUCCACUGUUUCACGAAGGAAACGUUCGAUCAGUGAAUUCACCAAACGUGAAACAUCUCCGGGUCCACUUUUUAAAAAUGAAGGAACAGCUGAUUCCAGCGUUCAGGUCCUGUACUGAGACACUGAGCUGCAGAGACGCUGAGCUGC